Messenger RNA from Prosopis cineraria, 2847 nucleotides. RefSeq lists its product as uncharacterized. The transcript has 2 exons. The coding region runs from base 259 to 1995 and encodes 578 amino acids. NCBI's taxonomy places the organism in Eukaryota, Viridiplantae, Streptophyta, Magnoliopsida, Fabales, Fabaceae. The record is from RefSeq and is a predicted model, not a curated record.
UUCAUUUAUCGAACUGUUCAAAGUUUAAUUUUAGAAUUAUAGAGAGAGAAGAACAAUGGGUCAAUAUUUAUUUAUAUUUCUAUACGAAGGCCCUGCAAAGUCCGAGCACCGAGAGUCUCAAGAGCAUCUCUAUCGUCCCAUAUGGCUCGCAUAGCAUGGCUCUCCGAUCAAGCUCCUUCCGCUGGGGAUUUUCAUUAUUGAUCUGCCUUCUCGAAGAGACAAUUUGCUGCAAGGGAAAUUGGUGAAUUCUCAGACGAGAUGGGACCUGGGGUGGGAUCAGCUGGCCCAUCUGAGGUUGUGGUCAAGAGCAGGAACUCUUCGGGUUGUUUAAUUGUUAGAAAGAAAGGAGAUGCGUUGCCAGGUGGGGUUGGUUCUUCCAGCUCUCAGAAGCUGUAUGAUAAGAAGGCGGCGAUGAGACAUAGUAUGGCCUCAAGUGAUUCAGGAUCAAGCGAUGAAUCAUUGUUGCCUCCUAGCAGAAGGAUGGGUCCUGAGACUGUUCGUGUCGGCAAUGGUUUGACUUCCUUCCAACAGGGUAUGGUUGCAGGGAGUGAAUUUGGGAGAAGGAGGGAUCGAAUGGCUCUAUCUAGGUUAAAUAAGGAGGGCUUGGUCAAUAAGAAUGGUUUUGAGGAAAGGGAAAGAAAACGGGAUAGAUUGGAUUCAUUUGAUUUUGAUGAAUAUGAGGGUAGUCAUGUGGAAAAGACACGAAGGCAUUUUGAUGAUCAUGAAGUUGGUUUUGGUGGAGGAAGGUACAUGGGAUCAAUGCAUGGCAUUGAAAAGGAAUUUGAUCCUGGGUCAAGCAGACCCAUUCAUGAAAAAAGAAAUAACUCUUAUUACGACAGGUCUCUUGGCUUGUGCAUGGGAAAAAAUUUAGAUCAUAGCAGGUUUAAGAUGGGCAGGGAUGAACCUCACCUCCCGCUACCCUUGUUGAGAGAGAAGUUUGUGGCCAAUGGAGAUGAAUUCAUCAGAAUUCAGGGAAAAAAUGGUGUUCUAAAGGUGAGGGUUGGUAAGAAGAAGGUGGGCGGGCCAUUAGACCACUAUGAUCACUGCAAACAAGUGGAAAGUCGAUUGAGUUUGAGGAGUGAGGGGACUACUGCUAAGAGGAAUGAUCUGAUCCGUUCUUCAUCGAACUUUGAAACAGCAUUUGCUGAGAAAUCGAGCCUAGUUCUUAGGCGAGAUAAAAAGAAGAUAACAUCAAGAAAAUCAUUGUCAAGCAAGGACAGUAAGGGUGAUGCUUUGGAUUCAGAGAACAGUGACACAUCAUCAAACCUGGGACAAAAAAAUGCUGAAGCUCGCAAGUCUGUGAAGAGGGUAAGUUCUGAGGAUGAACAGGCUUCUUUGCAUGAAAAGCUUCCAACUGCAAGAACAAAAGAAGGCAAAGCCAGGGGUGGUAGUGGUACAGAGAAGCAGAGACUACGGGAAAAAAUAAGGGAGAUGCUGCUAAGUGCGGGCUGGACAAUAGACUAUCGGCCUCGAAGGAACAGAGACUAUUUAGAUGCUGUUUAUAUUAAUCCAGGGGGCACAGCCUACUGGUCUAUCAUCAAGGCCUAUGAUGCACUUCAAAAGCAACUGGCUGAUGUUGAUAAGGAGGCCAAGUCCAAUGGAGAUGGAUCUUCCUUUGCUCAUUUUUCAGAUGAGGUGCUCAGUCAAUUGACAAGGAAAACUCGGAAGAAGAUGGAGAAAGAACUGAAAAAGCAGAGAGGUUGUAGUGAGAGUGAUAGUGAAAAGGAACCUCAUACUAAGAGAUCUGCCAGCAGCAAGCAUCCUAUUCAUAGCUUUGAUUGUGAUAGCAAUGAAGAGAAAUUAAACUCCACUAUAAAGCAGGGAAAUAAGUCAAUGAAAAAUAAGAUGACUGAAAAUGCUAUUUCGGGUGCUAGCUCUAAAUCUCAUAGUCCCGAUUAUCACUUAAAUGAGGGCUCAGAAAAACAACUCUCUGGAUGUGAUCCCCAUCUGCUAUGGAAGGGAGAAGUAGAAAGCAUGGAGGAUGUGCACUCUUAGGUUGCUAUUUUGACUGGGGACUCAAUUCAGAAUCUGGCUUUGUUCUAUGUACAGGAAAACUGACAGUGCUUUCUCGAUUCUGGGACCAUGUAGUUAAGCCAAAAACUUUAGUAUCAGAAGCAAAAGCAAGUAAUGCUGGAGGGAUGGAUGACAAGAGGUGGAUUCAUUGUGGCUGCUGUAUUAAAAUCCUCACUGUUUGGAAGAUUGAGACUCGUGCAGGAAGCAAAUUGUGCCUGACUUUCAAUACAUAUAUUUGGAUUCUAGAAUUUCUCUUCUGCAAUGCCAGAUAGAUACAUGGAAUAAACAGAAAUCUUACUCCCACUCCCUCGAGUUUCCACCUAUCCAUGCCUCCAUCUUCUUGAUAAUCCUUUCAGAACUAUCUCCUCUUCUGGUUCGGCAGGACACACUGGUUAACCUGCGACAGCUUCACCAGCUGAUUCAUGGCUGCCCCAAGCACUUUUUUCUUUUGAAGAUCUCUAUCACUCAAUUUUUUGUAAUUUAUUAAUGAAUUUGAGUGCUCGUUUGGUCAUCUUCAGGACAGGAAUUGGAGAGGUGAAAAAGGCCAUCACGGAAACCAAUGUGCGGGUUGAAAUCAACCAGGAUGGUUUUUCUUGCUGAUAUUAGUACUGGUUGUCUGGUUACCCCUCCUCGAUCACAUGCUAGAAGUUAGUAAUUUCGACUCAAUUCUAGUUUAUGUUGCUGGCUGCUUCACAUUUUGCUUUGUUUCCUGUGUUCUCUUUUUAUUCCCAUCAAGGUAAGAUAGUGGGUGAGUUCAAUUUUUUUGGCUGUGGGUCGAAAUUCUAAUCACCGGACAAAGUUAGUUUGAAGUAAUAUGAGCAAUCUACUUUUGCA